Suillus subalutaceus is the source of this 576-nucleotide messenger RNA. RefSeq lists its product as uncharacterized. Bases 1 to 576 code for a protein of 191 amino acids. The record is from RefSeq and is a predicted model, not a curated record. Lineage: Eukaryota; Fungi; Basidiomycota; Agaricomycetes; Boletales; Suillaceae. The transcript has 6 exons.
AUGCCGAAGUCGGUGUUCGGCAUUUACACAAAGGCUUUACAGGAACAGCUGGGUAAACUUUCAACUUUGAGCGGUGAUUGCUCGUACCUUGAAGUGAUGCAAUCCCAGAAUGAUGACGAGUCGCCUGUGCUACUCGUUUCACAUCCGAACUUUGGCAAAGCCAGCCGCUUCGCCGGGCUCCAAUCAUCUGAACCAGACAAUAACUUGGGGAAUAUGUUCAUGCGUAUAAAUACGCGACGAGUCUCGAAGGUAGCUCUCACUCGCUCUUUCGAUUACUCUGACUGCCAACAAUGUCUAGUGCGUUCAAAGGUUUACAGCCAGUUCCUACUAAUCAUUCUGGACUCACCGGCAGCCUCAGAGUCCGAUAUUACCAUUAUAAACAAUACCUCAUCCACGAUUUAUGUCCGCAUCACUGCUGACAGUGACACAGGGACUACUACAUUCGACAGCGUUGAGUCAGGCGACUCUGGAACGUGGGACCGAACCGUAUGGCAAGUGGCCUUCGUGUUGAAGGGAUCAGGCGCGGAGCAGACUAUGGUUGUGAAGCCUGGACAGAAUUACACCGUCAAUGAGUAG